GUGCUGGCCAUGCUCAAGAUCCACGGCGACAAGAUGAAGGCCGCCCUGACGGACGACAUGCUGGCCACUGACAUCGCCGACUACCUCGUCCGCAGGGGCGUGCCCUUCCGCCAGACGCACCACAUCGCCGGCGCCAUCGUGCGCAAGGCUGAGAAGGCCGGCGUGUCCAUCCCGGCGCUGCCGCUCGGGGAUCUCAAGGAGAUCUCGCCGUUGUUCGAGGACGACGUCGCGCAGGUAUUUGACUUCAGGGGUCUACGUUUCGCGGCACCAGCAGCAGCUCGGUGCUGGCGCAAAUUGCGGCGAUUGAGGCUUUCGUGGGGAAGAAUUAGGCAUCUUGUCUGCUUCACUUGGCCCGCAGUGGGUCCAAGUCGUGUGUGCGCUGGGAACCAAAACAAGGAGUGA
Molecule: messenger RNA, 402 nt
Organism: Chaetomium fimeti
Lineage: Eukaryota; Fungi; Ascomycota; Sordariomycetes; Sordariales; Chaetomiaceae
Product: argininosuccinate lyase C-terminal-domain-containing protein
Exons: 1
Cellular component (GO): cytosol
Molecular function (GO): argininosuccinate lyase activity
Source: RefSeq, a predicted model, not a curated record